AUGGAAUUGGCAUCUACGAGCGUUGUAGUGGACAUUGGGGCGGCAAGUACUCGCGUGGGAUAUGCGGGUGAGGGGAAUCCCUAUCAGCUGCUGAAUUCGUGCAUUGGAGUUCGACAGCCCUGCAACCCCGUCGGGAAUUCAAACACCACCGGCGGUAACCGAAAUGGCGGAAUUCGCGAAAUUAUCUUCCCGCUCAACUUCUCCGAACGACGUGACGGAGUGGAAGUGGUGUCUGCACUCUUCCCGACCUGGUACGGGUCUAGUGGGAAACGGAAAGGCGACUCAAGCCCUUCAUAUACGCUAAACGAAGAGGCUUUUGAGACCCUUGUAGCGCUCAGUUGCACAGGAGCACGCUCCCAUCGUCUUAGAUUCAGAGAAGGGGGCAUUCCGGCGGAUGGUUCAAGUGCCAAUGGCAUAGGUACUACGCUCCACAGCAACUUGCGCCUGACGGAGUUGUGCGGUAUCGGGGCAGACCUGCGGGAGCAGCCAUUGCUCAUUUCCGAACCAAAUAUACACUGCCGAAGCAUAAGGGAGAAGAUGGCUGAAAUACUUUUUGAAGGGCUGCAAGUAGGAUCUCUGUACACCGCGAAACGGGCACUUUUGUCAUGUGUUGCUCUUGGAAGGAGUAGCGCAAUGGUCAUCGACGUGGGGGCAUCUGGUCUUUCCAUUGCUCCAGUUUCAGAUUCAUUUGUCUUAGACCAGCAUGUUGCAGAGUGGCCGGUUGGCGGUGACGCAAUGAGCCAGUUACUUGGCACAGUCCUGAUGGGGCACAACUACCCUGUACACCCCAGCUUUGCCCGCUUCUCCGCUCACGGUCGGAUGUCCAAAAUUGCACUAGACAGGCCUGGGGAUUGGGACAACAUUCAUGCUUCGUACAUGCACUGGAGCCGCAUGCAAACACUGUCCUUUAUAAAGGAAGGGUUGUGCCGCGUGGCGGACGACCCACGCGAUGUGACCUUUGCGCGGAAGCCCAUUGUACUACCAAGCCAGCAGCAACAGGCCAAAAGACGUGGGGGUGCUGCAGCUGCGUCCCCAGAUUGUCCCGUCACAUCCCAGCUCCUGUUCCCAUGUUUGUCAGGACCCUCCGCUGCUGCGUUGCUCUCAAGCGCCAGUGGGAGCGAAGGGGGAGUCAUGGAGCUGCCGGACGGCACACGCCUUGAGGCUGAUCAAGUAUCCAUGAAGGCAGGUGGUGGUGGUGGCUUUCCAGGCCUGCCGGAGGCAGUGCGACAGGUGGCUGAGGCGGUUGAGACCGAUGGUAAUCGCGACAUUCUUAGCGUACUGAUUCUCACAGGAGGCUGCUCCUGCAUACCGGGAAUGGUUGAGAGGGUUAACCGCGAGUUGGUAGACGAUCCCGCAGUUUGUGGAGGCCAGAAGGUUCGGCUGCUUGCUGUGCCUGGGUCGCAGGAGCGCCGCUUCUCAGCGUGGGUUGGAGGCUCGAUGCUGGCAAGUCUGAGUUCCUUCCAGGCUGCUUGGUGCAGCCGUGAGGAGUAUGAAGAACACGGGCCAGCGGUAGUUCAGCGAAAAUGCUACUAG
Molecule: messenger RNA, 1533 nt
Organism: Eimeria acervulina
Lineage: Eukaryota; Apicomplexa; Conoidasida; Eucoccidiorida; Eimeriidae
Product: actin-like family protein ARP4a, putative
Exons: 4
Coding region: 1-1533 (510 amino acids)
Biological process (GO): regulation of transcription by RNA polymerase II
Cellular component (GO): SWI/SNF complex; NuA4 histone acetyltransferase complex
Molecular function (GO): chromatin binding
Source: RefSeq, a predicted model, not a curated record